This is a messenger RNA of Talaromyces atroroseus, 1005 nucleotides long. RefSeq names its product Norsolorinic acid reductase B. The coding region runs from base 1 to 1005 and encodes 334 amino acids. The record is from RefSeq and is a predicted model, not a curated record. The transcript has 2 exons. Lineage: Eukaryota; Fungi; Ascomycota; Eurotiomycetes; Eurotiales; Trichocomaceae.
AUGUCGACAUCCAUUCUAAACUCGCCCCUCGCGCGUCAUCGCCAACUGGCACCAUCAGCUGCCGUUCGUGUUUCCCCACUAUGCCUUGGUGCCAUGAAUUUUGGCGAUGCACAUAAGGAGAGGAUGGGCGAAUGUACCAAGGAGACUGCUUUUGAGAUACUUGAUUAUUUUUUUAGCCAGGGUGGCAAUUUCAUCGACACGGCAACUGGCUACCAAGCUGGACAAUCGGAGAUGUGGUUAGGGGAGUGGAUGGCCACACGAAAGAAUUGCGAUCAGAUUGUCCUUGCUACGAAGUACUCUGGCGAAUUAAUGCAUAGCUUGAAUGAUCUUGUCUCAUCCGGAAAAGCCUUGUACCUCGGAAUUUCUGAUACUCCAGCCUGGGUAGUAGCCAGGGCAAACCAGUAUGCUCGCUCUAACAGCCUACGCCAGUUUUCUGUAUACCAGGGGAUGUGGAAUGCCGGAAUGCGCGAUCUUGAGAGGGAUAUCAUUCCCAUGUGUCGCGCUGAAGGGAUGGGAAUUUGCCCGUACGGUGUGUUGAACCAAGGACGAUUCCAGACCGAAGAUGGGUAUAAGAAGCGCGAGAAGAACAACCCUGGUCGAAAGAGUCGCCCCAUACAUCAGCACGACAAAGAUGUCUACCGAGUCCUCGAGAAGAUUUCGAAGACUAAAGGUGAAAAUUUUGGGAUUCUUCACGUUGCGCUCGCUUAUGUGAUGCAAAAGGCUCCGUAUGUCUUUCCCAUUGUUGGUGGCAGGACUCUAGAGCAUAUCAAAGGCAAUAUCACUGGUCUUUUACUUGCCCUCACCGAGAAGGAUAUCGAAGACAUUGAAUCAGCUUACAGAUUUGACCCGGGAUUCCCGCACACGUUUCUCAGCGGCACUCUUCUGAAGGGUCACGAUGCUAUACCAAAAGGUGCCUAUAGCCCAAGCGAGGUGUGGUAUGUUGAUACUAUGGGUACAAUUGACUUCGUCGAGCCGCUAAAACCGAUCAAACCAAGUCGGAGGUGA